This is a messenger RNA of Platichthys flesus (European flounder), 3562 nucleotides long. RefSeq lists its product as uncharacterized. The transcript is spliced from 8 exons. Gene Ontology annotation, cellular component: membrane. Lineage: Eukaryota; Metazoa; Chordata; Actinopteri; Pleuronectiformes; Pleuronectidae. The coding region runs from base 1947 to 2561 and encodes 204 amino acids. The record is from RefSeq and is a predicted model, not a curated record.
UCCAAAAACGCUAUUUCGGUUGCGACGGAAGAUUUCCGCUGCCACACGCAUCCGUCUGUGUGUGUUGACGCCUCUUCACCGAGGACUGUUUUACCAACAGAGCCCGGCAUGAGGCUGUGUUUGCGGCCAGGCUUCUGCUGAGAGACGGGGCUGAUCCCUCACUAAAGGGCCGUGACGAAGAGCCAGAAUUAAAACCCGUUAGUGACACACAUCGGUUUAAUAUUUGCUCUCGAUCUAGAGUCGGUCAAAUAUCUUCUGGAUAAAAUGUCAGCACAGGCGGUGUUGUAGCUUGUAGCACGUUAGCUCCCGCAGCUAAGUUGGGUAAAGUUGGCGCAGCUAGCGGUUAGCUAACUGUGAUUGCACACAACAGUGCAGAAGAGUCAUGCACCAGUCUGUCUUCUUUUCUUUAACCCAUACAAGUCAUGGUGUUAUUUAAACAGCUUUAAUCUAGAACCAUCCCUCAAAGUUGUGUCUUCAUCCAGUUGUUAUAUGCAAAUUAGAAGCAACUCGUGAAACCAGCUUGACUCGCGAACGAGGAGCUGUGUUGUUUCCAACGUGAUGAAGAUAAGUAAUUGUCAUUGGGAGUGGAUGUGAUGGAGACGCAGCUCAGAGGGCAGCUAGCUCCGAGACAUCCCCAGGCAAACACUCAUCGUCCCUCAGACCAGCUAUUGGCCGCACGUGAGGCACUUUCCCUCUCCAUGUCUAGGGUUAACGUGUGGGAAAAAGGAUCCACCCUCCUCUUACUGCAGCUACUGAUACAAGACAACCACACAAUGAUUUUCACAAGCAAGUUAUUCAUGCAUCAACUGCUACCAUUUAUUUUACUGGUGGAUCCUUCAGCCAAGUCGCAAAGGUCUGCAAAGCCACGAGUCUUCAGAUGUUCCAACACGACACCUUCAGGAGACAUAAAAUAAUGCUUCAUCAUCCACAUAUACUUGUUGUUUUUGUUUAAAUUAUUAAUAUUGUUUACACUUACAUUUUUCUUAAUAAAAUACUUUAAGUUAUUGCUUUGAAAUUGGCAGAUAUGCUGGUAAACUGAAGGUAAAACUAGAUUCCAUUUAUAAUGACAUUUCUUACUGCAUAGUUGUCAAGGGUCCAUGAAAUCAGUACAUUUUCUGAUUGAAUAUAGACAGGAGUCAUUGGAAGGGUUAUGUACAAUUUGCAGAAACAUAAAUUGUAGUUGUCUCAAUAUGUUUUUUUCACCGAAUAGUCUGUCAUCACUGUAACACAGCAGAAUUGACAAAUGCUAGACUGUAAUUGCUUUCUGUGCGCAUCUGUAAAGCCUGUUUCAGAUUGUGGCAUUCUGGAUCCUUUAACGUGGGAAUUGGGCUGUGAAAAGUUAAAUAUUUAUCUAUUUUUUAAAAGCAUGGGAACCCAAGACAAAACAAUUACCUAAUCUACUUGAUAGAUAUAGUUUGUAUUUUGAAGUGUGUAUGCAUUUAAGAAUGCAACUUCUUAAUAUUUUUUCAAAUCUACUGGUCAUAUUUCUAUAAAAUGCAAUGAUUUGACAUCCUAAUUAAAAUUGUAGGUCGGCUCCAUCUUAAGACAUGUGCUAAAUCCAGGAACAUGAACACAAAGGUUUUCUUAGACCUAUAAACAUUUAUUAAUUUAUAUAGAUACAAAAAAUGAAAAUGAAAUAAAGCUUUCCUCAUUUAACACAAUGAGAUCAUCGCUGGCUUCACCCCAGGCAGAGAGUUCUGUCAGUGUAUUCAUGUCCCAGUAUAUACAAACACAUCGCAGUAGGAUUAAGCUCUGAUUUAGUGGCUGUAGUGUGGAACAGCCUCGGCCUGCAACUUCCCAAAGUGUUCAGCUCCUCCCCUUCCCCUCAAGUCUCAAAUUUCCUCACUUCCUCUUUCCCCCCUUUAGCAUUCUCUUCCCGUUAUCUUUCACACUCCUCCUCUGCCUUACAACAAAAACAAGACACACCGUAUAUAGUUUUAUUGGCAAUGGAGGGCCCUGAGCCAACAACUAGAGCGACAGCAACAGCACAAGAUGGGAACCAUGAGGCGGACCAGCAGCUGCUGAUGACCAGCAAACCUCUGCAUAGAUUCAUCCAGAAGGAGCCCAAGGUUCUUGGGAUUGUCGUUCUGAUCUGUGGCUGUGCAGAGCUCCUGAUGGGAUUUCAACUGGCGUCUGAAAGUGUGCAAAACUCUUGUGCAAUCUACAUCCCCUUCUGGCAGGGAAUACUGUUUCUUGUCUGUGGAGAACUGUCUAUCUACACCGAGAUACAUCCAUCCAAGAAGAUGGUGACUGUGUGUUUGGCCAUGUAUGUGGUUUCCAUCUUAGGGGCCGUAAUCUCCAUUGGUUUCAGGAUCUACUACUUAUCCUCCCUAAGCUACCUUAAAUACAUGACAAGACACGCAGAUGACAAGGACUGGGCCAGAGGCAGAAUUGAACAGCUGUUUGGUGUUGAAGGCUUGCUGUUCACGUCCUCUCUGUGUGUGGCAGGCAUCCUCAUCUUCUUGUCUUCUGUCGCACGUUUAGCACUGAAAUCCACAAACACGCAGGUUAUUGUCAGGUGCAUCCCGGCGCCAGCACAGAGUGACGCAACACCGAACUAAGAUCAGUCUUUUCCAAUCAUUAGUCUACUAAUAUUUCAUAUUGUUUUCCUGCAGUUCACGUAAACAUAUCACAAUUCUCUAAAAUAUAUAUCAUGUGAAUGAUACACCACCUAGUGGCUUAUAUUGUACGGUACAUUACAACUUGACAGUAUGUGUAACAGUGUAUGGUGUUAGCACAGAUGUCUGACAAAAAAGAAAUCCAUUACGAAAUCACAGUUGCUUUUUGUAAAACUUUUUUUGAAUGCACACAUUAAGGGGACCACAGUUACUAAUAUAUUAAGGGAGGCAUAAGUGUACUUACUGUAUAAACACUUAACGUUACUACAUUAACCACACUGCACAUUAGACUUUGAAUCAAAGCCUGCAAGUUAACACUCUUACACAAUGUUAUAUCACUAUCACCUCAUGUUAUAGUGAUGGGUUUAAAGGGAAGACAUAUAUUUACAUGGAGUAAGUAGGUGUUAGUACCUUUUGUGUUUGCUCCACAAUCACAUGAAAUCCAACAACGAAGGUUUUUAAUCUAAACAUAUCCACCCAGUAAGAGUUUCAACAAUGUAUUGUGGACACUUUGAUAUUUCUGAUCAGCUGCAUCAUUAAUACAGUAUUUUUGGUGUUUGGGCCGACUCUGAUUUAAACAUCCUCUGUGCAAUCCCCUUAUGUACAUUUAGCCCAAAGACAAAUAAUAUAGAAUCAUAAUUAAAACAGUAUUUGGUAUAUUGGAAUAGAUUUAGGUUAGAAUCUGCUUGCAGAUUGUUCAUGAUCACUGUUAGCAUAUUCCUAGCUUAGCAUUUGAUGUAUAUGUUUAUAUAGUUCAAAUGUUCGACAUGACUGUGAUAUAAUGAGCCUGGAAACCUGUUUACAUCUUUUAAUCUUCGAAUGUCUACAGAACAGAUUUGGGCGGGGGUCACCUUUCAAGUAGCUUAAGCUCUUAACUAUAUUUGAUGCAAUAAAUGUGAUGUUUGUUGUUUGUUUAAUACAGAAUAAAGAAAAAAUGAUGCUCA